Messenger RNA from Betta splendens (Siamese fighting fish), 1240 nucleotides. RefSeq names its product SREK1-interacting protein 1 (gene srek1ip1). The transcript is spliced from 5 exons. NCBI's taxonomy places the organism in Eukaryota, Metazoa, Chordata, Actinopteri, Anabantiformes, Osphronemidae. Gene Ontology annotation, molecular function: zinc ion binding; nucleic acid binding. The record is from RefSeq and is a predicted model, not a curated record. The coding region runs from base 143 to 670 and encodes 175 amino acids.
ACAGUAACAGAAGAAGACGAGGGAACUAGUGUUUUCUAGAACACUAGUUUCCGGUCGACGUUAUUUAGAGUCAGGACUGGUUCUCUCGCGCUCUAACGACAUCAGUUGUAUCAUUUAUUUCGCUUUUAUUGUGGGUAGUAGCAUGGCUGUCCCAGGUCCUAAUAAAGACAACAUCAGAGCUGGCUGCAAGAAAUGUGGAUAUCCGGGCCACUUGACCUUUGAGUGUCGAAACUUUGUCAGAGUCGACCCCCAGAAAGACAUAGUUCUGGAUGUGAGCAGCACCAGCAGCGAGGAGAGUGAGGACGACGCCCCUGUACCUCCACGCAGUGAGAGGGUGGGGGGGAGUGUUCAGCAUCCUAAAGGGUCUGAUGAUGAAAGAAAAAAAAAUUUCAGAUGGAAGAAGAGCAGAGACAGAGGCUCAAAAAAGAGGUCUGCUUCAUCUUCGAGUGAUGAGGAGGCUACAAAGAAGAAGAAGAAGAAGAAGCACAGCAAAUCGUACUCCUCAUCUGAUGAAGAGGACAGCAAAAAGAAAAAGAAACUAAAAAGUCAAAAGAAAAAGAGCAAAAAGAACAAACAGGAGCAUGGGAAACAUCAUAAGAGGCAGAAGAAAAGGAAACAUGACUCUCCCUCCUCUUCUUCUAGCUCCAGUGCAUCCUCAGACAGUGACUAAGACAACUGCACCACGUCGGCUCUGGAGGUUCAUUAUUUAUUCUCCAAUCCAUGUGCAACCCAAUCCCACCCUUGUAGAGUUUGAAUGAACAGGUAUGUGCACAGCUUCCUGAAGCAUUUGGGGUCCAGCCAGAAAACAUUCUUUUCCUAGUUAAAUGUUCACAUUUGACAAUGCUUGAAGCACACAGUGGAAUCUUGAGUCACAUGGUACAGUCUCUUUCUCUACAUUUUCUCAUCCACUUAUAAUUAAGACACUUAAGAAAACCUCCAGGAUAUGUGUACAUAUGAAGUGUAGUUGCUUCCUGUUGACUCUUCAUGAUGCGGUUGUGACAAAGUGAGGGCUCAGUUGUUUGAUUAUUUCUUCCUCCUCUUUUUGAAGGCCCCUAGUUAAAAAACCUUUGCUUGUAUAUGCAAUAAUUGUUAAAGAAUUGCCUGAAUGCAGGCUUUUAGGAAGUAACUCAGCCUUCAUAUAUUUUUGUGCUGUACUAUUUCAGUCCUUGCUUUUGCUAUAGUCAUUUUUGGACCUUCCCACUUGUGUUUUAUAUUAUAAUAAAUAUAUAUUUGUAUUAAA